Messenger RNA from Glycine soja, 2258 nucleotides. Its product is annotated as probable E3 ubiquitin-protein ligase EDA40. Bases 196 to 2160 code for a protein of 654 amino acids. The record is from RefSeq and is a predicted model, not a curated record. NCBI's taxonomy places the organism in Eukaryota, Viridiplantae, Streptophyta, Magnoliopsida, Fabales, Fabaceae. The transcript is spliced from 2 exons.
AAGAAAGGAGGAAAACAAGAACAUUAAAGGGGUUCUCACUCCUCACUUCUCAAUCUAUCUAGUCCACUGGCAUUUCCUUUCCUCUAGCCUUCGUAAUAACCACUUUCAAGUGCACAAGCUUUUCCCCAUUGCAACCCGUCUCCACAAAACAAAACCAUCAAAAUCCUCAGCUAGUGAGUGAGAAAACUCAGAAAUAUGGUUUCGGGAUGGAGAAGGACGUUUCGCACAUCCAAUACCAUUCCCCAAAACACGCAAGAACCAGAAAAUUGUAAUUAUUGUUACGACAACAACAACAUCAAUUCAAGUCCCAAAAUCACUUCCACCAAUUUCUCAUCAUCAAUUCCCACCCUCCAUUCCCGAACCAAUUCACCACUUUCCAAACACAAUAAUAAUAAUGCAAGAACUCCCUCUCCCACCAAACGCAAUACCCCCGUGUCGUUUCAUCAAUCCACUCCCUCUUCCCCAAACUCACCCUCAACCUUCUCUCUUCUCAAAUCCACCUUACGCUUAUCCAAAGGCUCAUGCGAAAUCUGCAUGCGGAGUGUGAAAACCGGCGAAGGAAAAGCGAUUUUCACUGCGGAGUGUUCUCACGUCUUUCACUUCCCAUGCCUAGCAGGUCACGUGAAAAAACACCGAAUGGUCACGUGCCCUGUGUGCAACGCUAACUGGAAACAACUGCAGCAAAACGCAGACGAAAACAAAGGAAACGCAGAACUCAAAACGACGAGGUCGUUUAAGCUCCACAACUACGACGACGACGAGCCUCUCAUGUCGCCCACGUCGGUCUCGCGUUUCAAUCCGAUUCCCGAAUCUAGUGAGAACGAAGAAGAAGAAGAUGAAGAACAAAACGACGAAGAAACAAAUUUCAAUGUGUCGUCGAUGAUCAGAACCAAAAACAUCGACGCGUUCUUCUCGCCGGAGGCUGCGGUUGUGGCUUCCAACCGGAGUUCCGAGACGUACGUUGCGGUGUUGAAUGUGAAGUCUCAGCCGCGUAACGCGGCGGCGAAUCGGCCGCCGGCGGAUCUCGUCGCGGUGAUCGACGUCGGAGGGAGUGUUUCCGGCGAAGAGUAUCGGAUGCUGAAGCGCUCGAUGCAGGUUGUUAUCUCGUCGCUCGGCUCCGCUGAUCGUCUCUCUGUCGUCGCAUUCUCCGGCGGAUCGAAACGGCUGUUUCCCCUGCGGAGGAUGACCGGCCGCGGCCAGAUGGCGGCGCGGCGAGUAGUCGACGCGCUUUCCUCCGUUGAGCUCCGCCGCGAUGGAACGGCGGCGAGGAACAACGCGCUGAAGAAAGCCGCGAGGGUUCUGGAAGAUCGGCGGCAGAAGAACACCGUCGCGAAAAUCAUUCUCCUCACAAACAGCCACGAGGAUCAGCGAUUAUCCUCCACGCGCUUCGACAUUCAUUCACUGAGAUUCUCUUACGAUGGCGCGUGUAACCACGCGCAACACGACCACGAGUUAGCGAAGCGCGUGGGCAAUUUGUUGAGCGUGGCGGCACAGGACUUCAAACUCGAGUUAAAACUCACGUCUCGCUCGGCUCCGGCGGAGAUCUCCGCCGUGUAUUCUCUGGCCAAGGGUUGCACCGACGCUCUCUCGCCGGAAUCCGUCGCGCUCGGCGAUCUCUACGCGGCGGAGGGGAGAGAAAUUCUAGUGGAGUUGAAAGUGCCAGCUGGCACAGCUUCGCGUGGGUCCCACCAACGUGUUAUAUCCGUACGGUGUUCCCAUCGUGACCCCUUCACUCGAGAGCUUGUUAUUUCCAAGGAUCGUGAGUUAAACGUUCCGCGACCCCGCACGGUUCGAUCAUGCGACCCCAGAAUCGAACGGUUAAGACGUUGCCAGGUCAGCGCUCGCGCCGUAGCCGAGUCGAGAAGGUUGAUGGCUCGUAACGACGUGUCUGGCGCGCUUGAGUUGCUAUCCUCGGCUCGAGCAUCUGUGAGCCGCGAACAGGGUGAUGAGUGCUUGCGCUGGCUCGAAUCCGAACAAGCCGAGCUGAGGAGCCAAAAGUUAAGAAGUAGUUGUAAUAAUAAUUGCUUCGAUGAAAAGGGGGAGCCACUUACGCCGAUGUCGGCUUGGAGAGUAGCUGAGAGACUGGCUAAAGUGGCUAUUAUGAGAAAGUCUAUGAACAGAGUCAGUGACUUGCAUGGCUUCGAGGAUGCCAGAUUUUAAAUGUAUUUUUUCUCUUUUUUCAGUAUAGUUCUAAAUUUUGUAGUUUGUAAAGGGAGAAAAUAAAGUGUCAAUAAAAAAAAUUUCCGAUUUAUGCUCAA